This is a messenger RNA of Hydra vulgaris (swiftwater hydra), 1442 nucleotides long. Its product is annotated as transaldolase. Gene Ontology annotation, biological process: pentose-phosphate shunt; pentose-phosphate shunt, non-oxidative branch; carbohydrate metabolic process. NCBI's taxonomy places the organism in Eukaryota, Metazoa, Cnidaria, Hydrozoa, Anthoathecata, Hydridae. The record is from RefSeq and is a predicted model, not a curated record. Gene Ontology annotation, cellular component: intracellular anatomical structure; cytoplasm. Gene Ontology annotation, molecular function: transaldolase activity.
UGUUGUUAAAUGCUUUGUUGUUAAAUCUUUAAAAGCAUUCUGAAAUUUUUUUGCUAACUAGCAAAUUAAUUAUAUGUUAUAAUAAUCCAUCAUAUGUUUCUUUAGCCCAACAAAGUAUCUACAAAAAUGUCAGUCUUGGAUCAGUUAAAGAUAUUUACCACUGUCGUUGCUGAUACUGGAAAUUUUCAAGCUAUUGAUCAAUACAAACCAACAGAUGCCACAACCAAUCCAUCGUUAAUCCUGCAAGCUAGCCAAAUGCCUGAAUAUAAAAAGUUAGUUGAUGAAGCUGUCAGUUCUGCAAUAAAGGAAACAAAAGAUGAAAAUGAUCAAGUAACAUUGGCAAUUGAUAAACUGUUUGUAAAGUUUGGGCUUGAAAUUUUAAAAAUUGUUCCUGGAAGAGUUUCAACUGAAGUUGAUGCAAGACUGUCAUUUGACAAAGAAGCCCAAAUUGAAAAAGCUCGCAAGCUCAUCAGCAUGUAUGAAAAAGAAGGUAUCAAUAAAUCGCGUGUGCUUAUCAAACUUAGUUCCACAUGGGAAGGUAUUCAGGCUGCUAAAGUACUUGAAUCAGAGUAUGGGAUUACAUGUAAUUUAACAUUGCUAUUUAACUUUGCUCAGGCUGUUGCUUGUGCUGAAGCAAAUGUAACCUUGAUUUCUCCUUUUGUGGGUCGAAUUUAUGAUUGGUAUGUUAAAAACACAGGACAAAAAACUUUUGAGCCAAAAGAAGAUCCUGGUGUAAAAAGUGUGACAUCAAUUUACAACUAUUAUAAGAAAUUUGGAUAUAAAACUAUUGUCAUGGGGGCAUCUUUUAGAAACAUAGGACAAAUAAUAGCGUUAGCAGGAUGUGAUAACCUCACAAUAUCGCCAGAACUUUUAGAACAAUUAAAUAAAUCGACUGAUCAUCUUACGAAAACAUUAAGUGUAGAAAAAGCUCAAGAACUUGAGCUUGAAAAAGUUUCUCUCGACGAAAAGCAAUUUCGCUGGUUACUUAAUGAAGAUGCUAUGGCAACAGAAAAGUUAGCUGAAGGAAUAAGAAAAUUUGCCCAAGAUUCUUUAAAACUGGAGUCGCACCUUCGUGAGCUCAUUAUCUCUCAUAAGUCUAAUUAAGCGACUGAAGUUUAAAAAAAAAUGUUUUUUCUAUUUAUAAAAUCGUAAUUUUGACGUUUUUUUAGUGUUAAUAUUUUUUUAAUAGUUGCAUAUUUAUUUACUUUAUCACGGUUAAAGGUAUACAAUAGACAAUAGGAUGGUCUAAAAUGUUCAAUAAUUUUGAUAAAGAUAUUUAUUAAAAUAUUUUUUUAAAACUAACCUUGUUUAAAACUAAGCCUUUAAUAUAACUAACCUCUCCGAACCAUAUUUUAACGAAUCUAUAAAUAUUUUUUGUCAGUAGUUAAAAACUUUGUAAUGUUGUUAAUUACUUGCAAUGUAAAAAUAUCGGGUAUUUAUUA